Molecule: messenger RNA, 3183 nt
Organism: Triplophysa rosa
Lineage: Eukaryota; Metazoa; Chordata; Actinopteri; Cypriniformes; Nemacheilidae
Gene: egr4
Product: early growth response 4
Exons: 2
Coding region: 1244-2434 (396 amino acids)
Biological process (GO): regulation of transcription by RNA polymerase II
Molecular function (GO): DNA-binding transcription factor activity, RNA polymerase II-specific; RNA polymerase II cis-regulatory region sequence-specific DNA binding
Source: RefSeq, a predicted model, not a curated record
UUACUAACAUUCUUGAACAAUUUCAACUUAAAGGUAAAGCUGCAUAAAAUACUUUUUUUGACUUGGCACAUUUAACGUAAGCAUUCUAUCAAGUUAAUGAAUCAUUUAUCUAUGUAUUACUUUAUUUUAACAGCCAUGUUUGCAGUGUAUCUUUUAUACAAGAAUGACACAGUGAGCUCAAAACUCCACCUGAUGGCGCAAUAGAAAAAACGACGCUCGUAGUGCGUGCGGGUUAUCAAAGGGCGCCAAAGAAACUUUAUUCUUUAUAGACUUUAGUUAUAUUUAAAAACAUGGUAAUUGAUGCUUCUGCAGUCCAAACGUGCUGCACGGCUCGUUAUCAGCGCGACAGAAAUGCAGCGUUACAUAACACACGAUAACACGAGACUGUUCCUGUAUUCCUGUUUAACCAAACCGCAACGAAUCCAUAGUUUGUAUACAUUCAGCGUUCAUGUGACACACAACGUCGACAUAAAUGAGCGAAUUGGUUGUUUUGGGGGUUUCGGGUCGCUGUCCGCGGUGCUGAACGCUGCAGGCGGAGGCUGAUGCAUCAACAGGCAUCACUGCAGCGCAGAUGCAACAAAACAACAGCCUGUGCCAUCACGAAAGAGUAACACGUGUGAUCUAUAUCAGCAAACACAUCGUGCCAGAGACUGGUGUUUAAAAACAUGAAAACGAUUGGAUGCAACUGGCAGUGUUGCAGUCGUGUUUCGUUUAAGACCCGCUGCAUCCGCAUUGCAUGAGUGUCGCGCAUCUGACCGUUUUGUAAUAUCUCACUUGUGUCUCUCUUCUCACCGUUUCACCCAUCAGAUCAUAAGUCGCCCGGGGCGGUUAGUUUAACACAUAAUGGCCGCCUGUCAUGCGCGCAUCAUUUUUCCGCAAUGGUCUUCAGGAAAGUCGCCGUUGCGUCACGCCUCUGUGCCCAUUUUCGGAGGGGAAACCCGUCACAUCCUCUGCCCAUAUUUGGGCAAGAGCGGUCUGGAGCGAGCACACGGCGGGGAAUCCUCCUGUCGACGUAGAUGAGCGGGGGGCGGAGUCCCGGCCGAGGUGAAUGGUAUAAAAGAGGGACGAGGAAUUCCGGUAAACGAAUCGACGGAGAUCAGAAUCUGGAGAUAGAGUUCGGCCUUACUGGAAGGAGAAAAGGGAAUCCCAAAAGAUUGAAAUGAAGGAUUACCAUUGCUAAUUAUUCCUGCGACAUUCCUUGUGGAUUUUGAUUCAUAUUUUGCAUCGUUUAUAAAAAGAAACUAUGCUGAACACAGUGGACUUCAGCGCGCUGGAUCUCCUCUGCGCUCAAACUGCUGCUAUGGAGGGACAAUCUGCAGCUCAGAUUCACCCAGAUGCUGCUUUCGGGUUGGUGAAGCCCAAAGUGGAACCGCUGGAUGCAGGUUUUCCAGAGUGCUCCAACGACGGGCUCCCACCGUCGCCACAGACCUACACCGGCAGUUUCUACAGCGAGACCGGGCCGUGCAGCGCAGACGCUCUGCUCAACUUACUCACGGAGAUCGUCGGAAUCUCCGCGGCACCCAUUUCAGAGCUCAACGCCGACAACUUCUGCAACGGCAACUCUCGCGGAAGCGCACUCUCACGCCAGGAGUCGUUAUUAUCCACGGGAAGCUCUCUGGGCUCCCCGGAACCCUUCUGCAACGAUUCGUCAGAUGAACUCAUGGACAGCUCAGUUGCGCAGCAGUCUUUCCCCGUGACUGUUAAGAGUGAGUUCGGGUGCAGUUGUAACGGCUGCGAUUUUCUCGACGGCUUCGGUGCACCCGGCAACUCGUACGAACCAUCAGACCUGGACGAUAUCAUUGAUUUGCUGUCCCCGCUCGGUCCCGAGACGGACUCCGUUUUGGACACCUGGAUCAAGCAGGAGCCCUUGGAUGAAGCAUGUCAAUCAAACUACGCGCCCAACCUCCAGAUUCCCGUCGCGACACCCACCUCGACUCAAAGCGGACUCUACAGAGCCGUUUCGUUCCCCAACGCGUUUGGGCUCGGCUGCAGCACCACCGCGUUGGCCGACGUUUUGGACUCUCUUCUCGCCGCCAACACGCUCGCUCAGAGGAGCCGUGCGCAAACUGGUAAAGCCGGGCGAUCCAGAAAGGGCGCGGCCCGCGAGAAGCCCUUCUCGUGCCCGCUGGAGAACUGCGACCGCCGCUUCUCUCGUUCCGACGAACUUAACCGACACGUGCGCAUCCACACCGGCCACAAGCCGUUCCAGUGCCGCGUCUGCCUGCGCUGCUUCAGCCGCAGCGACCACCUCACCACGCACAUGCGCACGCACACGGGAGAGAAGCCGUUCUCGUGCGAGGUUUGCGGGCGUCGCUUUGCGCGCAGCGACGAGAGAAAGAGGCACGGACGCGUGCACAUUAAACAACGCGAACGAAUGCAACAGAAGACGGAGCUGCUGGCUGCGUGCGCGUUCUCCCUGCCGGGACUCGUGUGAGCUUCAGGGACGUUUAUUUGCUCGCGUUUCCACUUUGGAAAGUUGAUGGCUCAAGCCGCGCGCACUUCGUGUGCACGAGCAGAUCUGCGCAUCAGUGAUGGAGAGGAACGAGCCCCACACUUGUGUUGAUGUGUGUUGAGAGCUUGGCAUGCAGCUGAAGAAGUCAAACUGUAUGAGAAGAAUGAAUUGACUGGAAAAGCGCUUGCAGUGAGCGGCACGUGCGCUGAAUGCAGAGAGAAAAAGUGACACUCAAACCUCAGAUCGUUGUUUUUGGCACAAAUGAAAUGUCUUGCAUGUCGUGGUCAGUAAGAUGUAAAUGUGCAUUUGUUUUACACUUCUAUACCACACUGGCAUGCAAAUGUGACCUUUGUUGUAUUUUGAUACUACAUCACUUUAUAAUCAUGCGAGAGAAGAGAACUAUAUUUGUACAUUACCGACUGUAAUUUUGUAUUUGUCGAUUUCCAAGAGAGCAAGAAAAAUCUAUCUUAUAGAUUUUUAUAAGUGAUUGUAUGUGGCUGGUUGGUUCUUAGGAACCUGACGCGAUAGAAUAUGAAAAAAACUUCAACGUAGUAGUUGAGUUGCAGUAGCACACUUACACGUGCAGUUACCCUCGAUCGCAGGGCUCGUUUCGAUAUUGCUGUCUAUAAUUGGCCUUUGGAAAUUGUUCUUGUGCAAUCAAGCGCUGUUCAACACCUUGUGAAUAUUCGCAGGCUAUUGAAUGUUUUAAAUAAAACUUUAUUUAUUGACAA